Acanthopagrus latus (yellowfin seabream) is the source of this 1445-nucleotide messenger RNA. RefSeq lists its product as uncharacterized. The record is from RefSeq and is a predicted model, not a curated record. NCBI's taxonomy places the organism in Eukaryota, Metazoa, Chordata, Actinopteri, Spariformes, Sparidae. Gene Ontology annotation, cellular component: neuron projection; membrane. Gene Ontology annotation, molecular function: neuropeptide binding; G protein-coupled receptor activity. The transcript has a single exon. Bases 365 to 1291 code for a protein of 308 amino acids. Gene Ontology annotation, biological process: neuropeptide signaling pathway.
AAUUGCACUCUGUGAUGUCAGCCAGUGGAAAAACAUGUCACCGCUGUAAAUCACACACUGCACUGGUCUCAAGAUGAAGCUUUGAAAGGCUCAGAGGUAAAACUUUAAUGAUUCCCAGCCUCAUAUGUUUCCAGCAUCUCCCUUUGUUUUUUCCCUUUCUCUAUAAUGAGCACAGCCAAUCAAGGAUCUAGGUUCUUGCCACCUUUGAGGACUUGAUAACAACGGGUUUCUGGUCAGUGAUGCGGCAAAGUGGGCAGAGACAAAACACACUCCAACAUCUGCUGCCGAGGAGGUCGUAUCACCAUCUGCUUCUGUGAACCGAACACAGGAGGGACAGAUUUUGUGCGAUCCUUCUUUUUCGAGAAUGAUUGGAUCCGCUGGCCACCUCUUCAACGUACGAAUCUGCAUUUCUAUCAUGGGAAUUGUGGGUAAUGCGUUUCUCAUCGUCUGCGUCACUCAGACCAAGUUCACCCGGGUUAAAACCUUCGAGUUGUUUCUUUUGGGACUGGCUGUGGCCAACUUGGAGGACAUCCUCGUCGUGAACGUGUACGACAUCAUAACCAUCCAGAGCUCCUCCAUCGGCUCAAACAUUUUGUUGUGUCGCUUUCUCAAGUUCCUGACCGUGUUCGGGGAAAUUACCAGCAUCCUCUUCACCGUCCUCAUCAGCAUCUUCCGGUACCAGAAGCUGAGAGACGCCGGCAAGAGGGUCAACCUCCCGAUCUACCUGGACAGCAUCAGGUUGGCCUGGAUGGUGAGCGGAGCCUGCGUGAUGCUCUCUAUAUUACUAAGUGUUCCCAUCUUCACCAUCAGCCUUCAGGGCCGUGUGGAAAACGGCACAAGAAACAUAGGCUGCCCCCCCGACUUCUUUCAGUGUAGUAAAACGUAUUGUCCCGUACCCAAUGGCAUUUUCAAGUACCUGUUCAUCAUCCUGUGCAACCUGCUGCCUCUGAUCAUCGUCACGGUCACCGGCUGCCUCAUCGUCGUCGUGCUGCUGAACCAGAGGAAGACGGUGACGCCGGUGGUGAGCGUGAGCGGCUCGAGCCAGCUGGGCAGGAAGAGCAGAGGAGGUCUGAGGCACCAGCGAAGCACGAUAGCUGUUCUGGCAGCUAUGGGAUUGUUCCAGGUGGACUGGACGCUCUACCUGAUCUUCCAGCUGACUUUCAGCCCUGCCGACCUUCCCUAUUGGGGUGAAAUGGAGUUCUUUAUCUCAACUUCCUAUACAUCCAUCAGUCCCUAUGUGUAUGGGAUUGGGAAUAAUCUGUUCUCUCUUAAGAACUUAAUGAAGAGGUAGUCUGAAGCUCAUUUUCGGGGUUAGGUCUUGUUUUGAGUGAUAGAAUCGAAAUGAAACAAAUGUAAUGUGAUUUUUGCAUGCCAAUAAAAGCUGUAUGUUGCAAACUGAUGAUGAUUUUAUGUCACUAAAUUCACUGAGUUACUUCAGGGAAAGA